This is a messenger RNA of Prorocentrum cordatum, 537 nucleotides long. Lineage: Eukaryota; Dinophyceae; Prorocentrales; Prorocentraceae. The record is from the annotation of a GenBank genome assembly.
AUGGGCUGGCCACUUGGAUCAGGGCCCGCCCGUCGCGAUUGCUCUUACCGUGGUGUGGGCCGCACUGCGCUUGCUUGUUUCGUUGAGGAUUUGUGCUGCCCAUUCUCUGCGGCUGCGACAGCAGAUGUCACGCUCAGUGCAGGCACAGAUGACGCUUUGAAGGCAGAUAGGGCAUUCGUCUCAGCGGCCGUCGCAAAGGACUGGCAUGCUCUGCAAUAUGCCGACGCGCUCUUCUGUCGCGACGAGGACGUCGCUCUGGUGGCCGCCCAGGACGAGCAUGCUCUGGAGUAUGCCGACUCCGACAGGGACGUCGUCCUGGCGGCUGUGGCCGAGGCCGGGGAGGCUCUGCAGUAUGCCGACGCGUCCCUCCGCCGCGCCGAGGGCGUCGUCCAGGCUGCCGUCGCCCAGGACGAGCGUGCUCUAGCGUUUGCCGCCGACAGCGGCUUUUCCCGGCGGCCGUCCCUGGGAGCCGGUGUGCUCUAUUGCGCGACCACCCAGGCCUCAGGUCCCACGGGGGCUUGCUUCUUCCUGGCGGGC